This is a messenger RNA of Cladocopium goreaui, 914 nucleotides long. Lineage: Eukaryota; Dinophyceae; Suessiales; Symbiodiniaceae. The record is from the annotation of a GenBank genome assembly.
AUUUGCUUGGUCCUUUCGGAUCCUCCGAUUUCAUACAGCAGGCUGCUUGCCAUCACAUCGGCACACUGCAAGGGCCCAAAGAGGACCUCCAACUUCGGUAUGCAGGCCUCAUUCGAUGCUGGAUGUCUUCUCAGCUUGGGCGCUUUGAUGCGAUUAGCAGCAGCGGCUCUGAAUUAUGAGAUCUAUUGCAUCCUUGACGGCUCACCCUCAAAUGUACCGAGCAUCACAGAACUGUCGGACCACACCGGGCACUACGGAACUUAUCGGUUUUCAAUCAGUCUCGCUUCUGUGAUAUUCAGUGAUCUAUGCUGCUACCUCGUGCUUUCACAUGCGACGAGCCACGGACCAUUCGCCUCCCAUUUUCAAGGGCUAUUGGUGGCCAGCUGUUUUUUGGAUGUGCUACAGGCACUGACGACAAGUUUCAGAUACCACUACCUUCCCAUCCAGCUCGCAGGCUUUUCGAUGUGCCUGACAUUGCUCGGAACUCUGCAGCUGCUGUGGCCAAUCAGCUCAUGCAAGGGGGCCCUUCGAGUUGCGGCCGUGCUCUUCACCAUACUCUGUGUGGACUUGUUGGCAGUGGCUAUCUUGCACAAUCACUGGGCGGCUCCAAGGUCUUUGCCUUCUUGGACUUCUCUAGAGUAUUUGGGCCUGGCAUUGUAUACGGCAGUGUUGGUUGUGAUUAGCUACGCGCUGCCCCCAGCUUUGGUGAAAUUUGACUGCCCCCCGCACCUUGUUCCGCUGGAAUGUGGCAAGUCCUUGCUGCUGCAGCACCAGAAGCGCAAAACCCACAAGUGACAAAAGAGGCUUUCUGUCACUGGCUGAGCCACCUCUGAAGUAGAGAGCAGAGUCAGCAAAGUGCAAAGCGAGGAAAAGGUGUUUCGAAAAGCCCUUGCUGCCUUGGAUUCUGGUGCCGU